GUAAAAAUUUUUUUUUCUAAUGGAAAGACCUUAUACUUUACUUGCUGUGGCAAGUGUAAGUCUUUUAAUAGGGUUUUUUUUUGGAAAAAUACUAGGAAAUUCAUCCAAAACUUCGUAUGAUUUAGUUGAUAGCUCCGAUGAAGACGACUCGAGAAACAUAACGUCAUUGAAACAGAUAAAUCCAAAUCAUUUUGAUGAAUUCAAAUUAGUAUUGUUAGUUCGAAGUGAUCUGGGGAUGACAAAAGGAAAGAUAGCUGCACAAUGUUCUCAUGCAACAUUAGCAUGUUAUAAAACUUUACAAAAAACGAAUCCUCAGUUAAUAAGGGCAUGGGAAAAUUCAGGACAGCCUAAAAUUACACUAAAAGUUAACAAUUAUGAUGAAUUAUUGUCACUUGAAAAAAGAGCAAUAGAAUCCGGAUUAUGUGCGAGAAUAAUUCAAGAUGCUGGACACACGCAAGUUGCUCCCGGAUCUGCUACUGUACUUGGUAUUGGUCCAGGUCCUGUAGCAAUAAUCGAUAAAGUUACAGGCCAUUUGAAAUUAUAUUAAAUCUAUGAUAUAUUGAAUAAUUAAUAUAAUUAAUGUAAUACAAAUAAUAAUACUAUUCUAUUCUUUGGUAAUAUUCAAAUAAAGAGCACGAAUAGAAUCGAUAGUGCCAACAAUAGCACCAAAAGCA
Rhizophagus irregularis DAOM 181602=DAOM 197198 is the source of this 674-nucleotide messenger RNA. RefSeq lists its product as uncharacterized. Lineage: Eukaryota; Fungi; Glomeromycota; Glomeromycetes; Glomerales; Glomeraceae. The record is from RefSeq and is a predicted model, not a curated record. Gene Ontology annotation, cellular component: mitochondrion; cytosol. Gene Ontology annotation, molecular function: peptidyl-tRNA hydrolase activity.